Molecule: messenger RNA, 1312 nt
Organism: Macadamia integrifolia
Lineage: Eukaryota; Viridiplantae; Streptophyta; Magnoliopsida; Proteales; Proteaceae
Product: small heat shock protein, chloroplastic
Exons: 2
Coding region: 383-1108 (241 amino acids)
Biological process (GO): response to heat
Source: RefSeq, a predicted model, not a curated record
AAGUUUCCCAGUCUCGACACUUCGUGCGCUUUCCGGGAGUUUCCGCUCCUGAACUAUACAUGAGACUAUGAGAGAGUUGAUGAUGGUUGUGAGAAGGAGAAGACAUGUCCUAACCUAUAGAAAAGAGUACGUUGAUAAGCGCUGGGACCCAUGGAGGAGGAGGAGGAUGAGGAGGUCCAGAACGUUCACUUUGAUCACUGACGUUCCAGACUCCUCUACGUUCUUCCUUCCUUCCGCUUUUUGGUUAUAAAGAUCAUCUGAGCCUGCAAUUCGAAGCAAAGGAUCUAAGUACUUUACUUCUUCUGCUUAUUUAUUCACUUUUGUGCUUUCCUAUUUGCUUCCAAAUUUCGAGCAAAUCAAACUGUUUGACAAAUUGAGUGACAUGGCUGCGUGUGUUUCAUCCUCCAACCCUAUCUGUGCUUCACCUGCCUUUCUCCACCGUAGCACCACUAAGGGGUUAUCCAGUCAGGGCGGUGUGACGAAGCCCUGUUUGGCUUUUUUCCCAUCAUCAAGCGUGAAGACGAGGAGGGUGAGAGCACAGGCCACCGGAGAGAACAAAGACAACUCGGUGGACGUGCAUCAUGUGGACCGGAAGAAAGGGACUGCGGUGGAGAGGAGGCCUCGACGGCCAACCACGGCGAUCUCUCAGUUUGGAUUGUUGGACCCAUUGUCACCGAUGAGAACAGUGAGGCAGAUGCUGGAGACGAUGGACCGGCUAUUUGAGGACACCAUGAUGACAUUCCCCGGGAGUAGUCGGACGACGGAGGGUGAGAUGCAGGUGCGGGCGCCUUGGGACAUCAAGGACGAGGAGGAGGAGGUGAAGAUUAGGAUCGACAUGCCUGGGCUAUCUAAGGAGGAGGUGAAGGUGUUGGUGGAGGACGAUGUCUUGAUCAUCAAGGGUGAGCACAAGAAGGAAGAAGGUUCGGGCGGUGAUGAAGAUGAGGAUUCUUGGACGAGUAGGAGUGUCAGCUCUUAUCACACUCGCUUCCGCCUUCCUGACAACUGUGAGAAAGACAAGGUCAAGGCCGAGUUGAAGAACGGUGUCCUCUUCAUCUCCAUCCCCAAGACCAAAGUCGACCGUAAGGUCAUCGAUGUCGAGAUCCAAUGAGCUUCUUGCCACUCGAUUGGCUUACUGUCCCCUACUGUAGAUGUAUUCGAGUCUCCACCCUCCACCCCUUUUUUUCUCUCUUCUUUGACAAGCAUUAUGUAGAAAAUUUCAGCAGAGUUGGAUGUUUGGGCGUGGUAAAAUUAAAAUGAUAUGAUAAUGUAUAAAGAACAAUCAUAUUAGGCUGUGUUUGUUAGCUUAGAGAAA